AGUUGCUUCUACUUCUUAGUUCCCUACAUGAAUACAUUCGUAGGAGCUUCUACAUCGGUGCAAAAUGAUCCCAUGAAGAAGGCGAAAAAGGCAAAUAAGAAUAAGAAACCCAAUUCAUACCGGUGCUGGUUUCUUGCAGUGGGAAGAAACGAGUUUCGUCACAGGAAAGUAAAAAAGACGAAGAAAAAUAAGAACUCCAGUCCAUACUGGUACUGGUUUCUUGAAGUGGGCAGAAAGGAAUUUUAUCGCAGAUAUGGCAGGGAUUACAAUCACGACUGCGAAGACGAUAGAGCGCUUAUUACAGAGCUUUGGGAUCCUGUAAAGGAAGCGUGGGACAAAAAUAUGUUGAAAAGGAAAGAGGAUUUGAAAGGAAUUAUCCGCGAGUUCUAUUCAUUUGGAGAGAAUGAGAGAGCAAAUCAAUCCUUCAUCAAAAGGAGGCCUACAGACCAUCGCCCUCCAAGUUUCCCCCUACCAAAUCGACCGUGCGAGUCGAUCGAACAAUAUGACGUUCGUGCAAGGCGAGAAAAUGGAAGACUUGACCUGUUAGAUAGGCUCAAAUUCCUUGAUGCUCAGAAAGCCGAGUUCUCAUCCGUCGUACUGCAGCUGAUCUCUGUUUUUCCUUAUACUACUGCAUUCUCAUCAAUUGGUGAUUUUUGUGUUUAUCCAGCGGAAAUCUCUGUCACUCACUUUACCUUGGCAAAUGGAGCUAGUGCUAGCUGGUCAAAGCUUAUUUCUUUUCAUCCGGAUAUGUUUUAUGGAAGUCCAGUUCCACCUUGGGAUCAGAAUAAUGUUGCACGUAAUGCAGCGGCAUUGGAUAUUCCAACGAAAGAAGUUGUCGGUGUUGCACCACAUGAAGUUUGGAGAAUGUUAAGAGAGCGGCAUAGUCCCCGAGCAAUCACGAUAUGCGAUGCUAAUCAGCUGUUGUUGGUUGAUCGCUCCCUGUUUUUCCUGGCAUGUACUGCUGGAGAAACUGAAGUAGCCGUCUAUAGAGAAUGGAUAUCUUCGAUGGUUACUGCACAAGAUCUGGUACUUGCCUUAGCAAAGCACAAAGCAGAUACUGAGCGUAGCAGUGUUCCUGAAAAAUUCACUUAUGAGGAAGUUGAUAGAGAAUUCAAGCGCUUGAGGGAAACUACAAGAUGUUGUACAUAUCACACUAACAGGCCACCCGACCAUGAUUCUAGGCAGAAGUGCGCUCUUGCAAAAAAUGACGUCAUAAUUGACACAAUUUAUUCUCUUUGCUGCACCGGUGAUCUGGCUAACUUUCGUAGUCUUUACAAUCCUGAGGUGCACUCGGUUGGUAUAGAAGGUGGAAUUCAAGAGGAUGUGGCCGAUCAAGAUAUCACUAAUGCUACAAACUUGGCAGAUUUUGAUGAGACGUCUUCAGAGGAGGACAGUGAUGGUUCUCCGAAAGGAUUUGUGAUGGAGUAUCGAGUUGUUAAAACUGUGCCAGAUUCUCCACCAGAAAAAGAAAAAACAGCGGUGGACCUCGCUGCAGCCAUUUCACGCUUAUUGCGUGAAUCCACCCUUGACUGUGACCAUCCAUUCUCCGUAUAACACGAUAUGGCAUUAGUGAUAAUAUUCUGCGGGUCGAAUGCAUCAAGAAAAUUGUUGCACUUAGCUUACAUGAAUGCCUUCUCAUUUUGGUGUGCAAAAAAUUAUUGUAGUAGAGUCUGAGUCAAUCAAUAUUUAUGCUCCUCAGAGGUUUGCAUAUAAGAUGAAUACUCGUUAUAUUGGAGUGAUUUACCGAUGUCUGCCGUCUUGCAGUACUUGCAUCCGUUGCGCAACGCUAAAU
Messenger RNA from Cylicocyclus nassatus, 1792 nucleotides. Lineage: Eukaryota; Metazoa; Nematoda; Chromadorea; Rhabditida; Strongylidae. The record is from the annotation of a GenBank genome assembly.